CUGAAAAGAAAAAACAAACAAACCAGGAAAAGUUUGCUGAAAGCUACCAAAUAAAAUAGACUAAAUGAGCUCAAAACAAGACGUAAGUUGUAGUUAACUCUAGGCUCCUUCUCUAAAUGCUUGAGCGUCACAUCUGAGGCAGCCAGAAAGAAAUCCCCGUCAUUUAAAUCACAUGGUUUACGGGGCUGAGGCUCCAGGAACAUCAUGACAUUCGUAACGAGGACUCAGCAAGGAUCGCCCGUUUCUCUCUGGAGUCAACGAGCACCUCGCUGUCACGUCCCUGCUCCCACACUGCAGCCAGAGCACAACGCCAGCAACUUCUGCAGCCGUCCUGAACUCCUGCAGCCGCUACCUCCAUCGCUCCGGCGAACAGCUCCCGACCGGCUGCCGCCUCCCGCAUGUCCCGGCCGGGCUCCGGCUGCCAGGCAGCGGUUCGCAGUCAAACCCUCAGCAGAGCCUUAGUUUCCCACUGGCUGGCACUCCAGACCUGAGUACAGACUCCUUGCUUUUGAGGCAGAAAAGCAGUCUGAGUUGUCUUUCAGUCCAUCUCCGUAAGCAACUUUGAAUCUCCACUGAUGCGUGAGGUCCCAGAGCGCCAAGGCAGCAGCACAGACAGUUCUGCAAGCAGUUUGGGAAGCUCUGUCACAGCAUGUAAGAAGAUUCUCUGCAGUAACAGUCUGCUAGAAUCAACAGACUACUGGCUGCAGAAUCAGAGGACACCAUGCCAAAUUGGCUUUCUAGAAGACAAGUCAGAAAGCAACUGUGCCUCAGUUUGUUUUGUGAAUUUAGAUGCCAACAGAGAUGAUUGCAGUGAUGAGCAAGUGAAACAGAAGUUGAUCAGUGUCUCACCCAAUCUCCCCAAACUCAUCAGUUCGAUGAACGUACAGCCACCGAAGGAAAAUGAAAUAGUCCUGCUGAGUGGACUGACAUCAGGAAACCUUCAGGCCGAUUAUGAGGUUCCCCAGUGUCCUUGGCUGGCAGAUGUCUGCUUGGUUCAGUGUGCGAGGGGGGACAGGAGGAACAGCACAAGCUGCAUCAUUUUUGAAAUAAACAAGUUUCUGAUUGGACUUGAGCUCGUUCAGGAGAGGCAGCUGCAGAUAGAAACUCGUGUCCUAAAGCCUGAGGAUGACACGAACUGCUCCGUGUCCUCAAUAGAAGAAGAUUUCCUCACAGCCUCCGAGCACCUCGAGGAUGACAACGAGGCUGAUGAAUAUAAAGCUGGUCAUGAAAAGUUAAAUGUUUCAGAAGCAUCUUCAGAUGUCAAAAAAAAUAAAGGAAAGGGAUUUGAAAACAUUCACUAUAGAAAAGCCAGGUUGCCAUUCAUUCUUGAAGGGAACUGCAUUAAUAAAGAUAAUGCAGCUACUCAGGUCUCUGAAACUGUGAGUGUUGUGGCUGAAGAUGGCAUCUCACGACCUGAAGAUAAGUCAAACCAGGAAAUACCGUGGCAGAAGGAAUUAACUGAAAAAGGUACUUCAUCAUUUAGUACUACUGAUUUGACUAGUGGGGUUGAAAACUCAGCACUCAUGUUAGAAGAUGUAUCUGUAACCAAAAUGGCUAAAGAGGAGCUGGAGCCUCAGGGUCACCCCACAACGAAACACAGCAGCAAGACAGAUGGGGAAGAUAGCACAGGUAUCAGGAAAACUGAUCCUCCCUCCCAGAACGAGCAGGCAACCACAGGUCAGUAUGCCACAAAUUUAGCAGAAUCUGUUCUGCAGGAUGCAUUCAUUAGACUGUCACAGUCUCGACCAAGUUUCAGUGAAGAGGCUGCAGUCAGCAUCUCUGUAGGAAGCUCCUGUAAGUCAGAAGAUGUAUCUGCUUCCAGGUCAUGGAAUGAACUUCCAAAGAUCGUCAUAGUGCAAAGUCCAGACAGUUCUGAGAAUGUCCCUGACUGGCCAGGGUCUGCCUUCCCCAGCCUGAACCACUGGGCUGAGGCAGAAAGCUCUGCUGAAGUUCCAGAUUACUUUGAGGAAGAACAUUCAAACGGACAUGACCAAAGUGCACUGGAAGUGGCUCUGGCUUGUGCAGCCACUGUCAUUGGAACCAUUUCCAGUCCCCAGGCUGCAGAAAAAUUCCGCCGGGACCAGGAAGUCACAGACUGGAGAAGUGGAGUGGUUGCUAAUGAAGAGGUGCACGCAGCAUCCUCACAGCUCCUUGACAACUGUGCUGGCACAGAAUACUCAUUCCCAUCUGCGCUCUGUGGCAUGACUCAAGUAGCAAGUGCUGUAGCCAUCUGUGGCCUGGGGGAAGCAAAGGAGGAGAAGUACCCUGCAACUUCCAGUGGACUUCUGUCUGCUGCCCAGGCUUCUGCAGCCAUUACUCUGCAUUGCAGCUUAGCUGUAGGAAGCAGCAUGGAGAAGCUGAAUGAGAGCAUUGCAGAGGCACUUCUCAAAGAGGCAUCCGUAAUUCUUACAAAACCCAACACGUACAAAAAUCUGGGGCAUUUUAUGGAAUCCAUAAAUGGGAAAAUUAUUGAAACAGCAGCAAGACCACAUAUUCCACGUGCUGAUGGAGUAAUCAGGGAUGAACUUGCACAAAACUUAUCCAAUAUUAUUUUACGACAUUCUAUGGAAGAGGUUAGGAAGAAGAGACAGCUACGAGUCCAUUCAGAGGAUGGCUCAAGUACACAAGACAUUUUCACAGAGACUGCAAAUGAGUUGCUUUUUAAUAUAAUAUAUUUCACUUGCAAGAAAAUGAACGAUAUAAGGCAAGUCGAAGAGUGUUCUCCUCUCUUUUCUGAGGGCACAAAAGCAGAGAAAGUAACAAGAGCAGAAGGAUGGCCAACACUGGGAACAGCUUGUGAAACUUCACAGAGCCCCCUUGAUCACUCCGCUUCUAAGCCAUUUGGUACAUCCUACAGCACCAGUACUAGCAAAGAUCUUGAAAAGGUCACAGGCACUUGCAAGAGUAAUAUCAAAGAUGUAAAUAGCAAUGAAGGUUCCACACUGAAUUCAGAACCGAGUGGAGAUACAGGGCAUAACACAUUUGGUGCAAAAACAUCUCCCAAGAAGAGAUACCUGAAAAGAGCUGCUCGAGACUGUUACAAAGCCCCAAAUCAGAAUAACAAUCAUCAGAAGAAAGACUACAGAUCAUUUUCAGACAGAGAAAAUACCUUUGCAAACAGUGAAUGCAGGCACGGUGUUCAAGAACAGCUGUCUUCUAGUGCCACCAUAAAUACAGAAAACCAAGCCAAGAUUAAGUGUGAUCCUGUGCUAAAUAAUGAUGUUCAGCUUAGUUUGUCUUUGUUAGGAAACCAUGUCUUGCUUCCUUCUCAGCCUGCGCUACAGGUGAAAAAUUCAAGGGACAAAUAUUGUAUAACAGACUUUGCAGAAGAAUUGGCAGAAACAGUUGUCUCUAUGGCAACAGAAAUAGCUGCCAUUUGUCUAGAGAAUUCAAAUGGCAAGCAACCCUGGUUCUGUGCAUGGAAGAGAGGCAAUGAAUAUCUGAUGACCCAGAGUUUAUCAUGCAGAACCAUGAAAAGGAAGAAGGAAACCCAUAACAAUGGUUCUGUGGUUCGGAAGCACAGGGCACCUCGGCUUAGUGAGAUCAAAAGAAAAACAGAUGAGCAUCCUGAGCUAAAGGAAAAGUUGAUGAAUCGGGUAGUAGAUGAAUCUAUAAACCUUGAGGACACACCAGAUUCAGUCAAUCUCUUUGCAAAUGAAGUGGCUGCCAAGAUCAUGAACCUCACCGAACUCUCCAUGGUUGAUAGCAUCUGGCAAGGUCCAAACCACCCCAGGAACAGACUGCACUGUGAAAGGUGGAGCCGAGCUAAAGCCUCAAGCUGUGAGAGCAUACCAGAGGAGGACUCAGAUUCCAAAACCUCUUUCAAUACCCUAGGCCUCAUGAACAGCUUUGGUCACUCGCUGAGCCAGACGAGUUCUGUCUCAAAGCAGUCUAGUUGUGAAAGUAUUACUGAUGAAUUUUCAAGAUUUAUGGUGAACCAGAUGGAAAAUGAAGGAAGAGGUUUUGAUUUAUUACUGGAUUAUUAUGCAGGAAAAAAUGCAAACAAUAUCUUAACUUCUGCUUUACAACAGGUAGCCAAGAAAAAUGGCCACCUUAAUGUAAGACCAAGUUGCCCAUCCAAGCAGUCCAGCACAGAAAGUAUAACAGAAGAGUUUUAUAGGUAUAUGCUAAGAGAAAUCGAAAAGGAAAAUAAAGACAAUGCAUCAGCCUCUCGGAAUUCAAAGGACUGGUGUGGCAGUUUGCUGGCACCCUCUCUACGGUCACCUUUCUGCUUUAGGCAGUCGUCCAUGCCCGACAGCAGGUCCUCAGGCUCUAGGCUUACAGUGAACAUCCCAAUUAAAGCAAAUUCCUUAGAUGGCUUCGCCCACCAUCGCCAGGAUUCCUUAAGUGUACAGCCUGUCAGUACCGUGGCUUCUGCAGGGCUCUGCAAGUCUGACUCGUGCCUGUACCAGAGAGGCAAGACUGACCAGAUCACAGACAUGCUGAUCCACGAGACGUGGGCCAGUUCUAUCGAGUCACUGAUGCGCAAGAACAAAAUCAUAGCAGACGAGGCAGAGGCUACAGAGGCAGAGCAGUUUUACAGUGAUUCUCCACCACAUGUGGAACAAUAUGCAAAAAGACUGGCUGCAAAUAUUGUUGAAAGUGGCAAAAGUUUAAUUGUUGUCCAGCAGGAUUCCUUUGAUUAUACAAGCCGAGAACAUGUGCUGGAAAGCAAACAUCCCCAAAGCACAACCCAGAUACUGCCAAAACCCACAGUGGAGGAAGUAAACUUGGAUGAGAAAAAAGAGCAUGUGAAGAGCCCUGGAAGCCUCCCUGCAGGACAGCUCAGGGAAGUGCCUUUAAUUCAGAUAGAAACUGAUCAACGAGAUGAGCCAGACAAAGACUCUGAGUCCUUAACUUCAUGUGGCUCAUCUGGAAAGGGGCAUCAAAGGAAAGAAAAGCCUCCAGAAGCUUUGGAUGGGAAACACAUGGUUCCCAGUUCCCCAGUAAAUAGCAGCAGUCCUCAGAGCAGAUCAGAUGCCGAAAUCAUAGGAGAGACAAAAACAGCUGAAGAAUUUCCAGCCCAUCUCAGCAGCAGUGAAGAAAGCACUGGCAGCUGGUCCCAGCUUGCCAACGAUGAGGACAAUCCUGAUGACACAAGCAGCUACCUGCAGCUCAGCGAGCGCUCCCUGAGCAAUGGCAACAGCAGUACAGCUAGCAGUCUUGGCAUUAUGGACCUGGAAAUUUAUCAGGAGAACGUGCCAUCUUCUCCUAUGAUUAAUGAAUUAGUAGAAGAAAAGGUUUUCCUUAAAGAACAGACAGAAAACACUGAGGAAAGUACUUCUGAGCUUUCAGUGGGAACAGCCAACUGUCAAAAGGACCUCCUGGUGAUAAACUUUGAUCUGGAACCAGAGUGCCCUGACGUGGAGCUGAGAGCCACCCUGCAGUGGAUAGCUGCUUCUGAACUUGGAAUUCCAACUAUCUAUUUUAAGAAAUCUCAGGAAAACAGAAUUGAAAAGUUUCUAGAUGUUGUGCAGUUAGUUCAGCGGAAGUCCUGGAAAGUGGGGGACAUCUUCCAAGCCGUGGUACAGUACUGCAAGCUCAGCGAGGAGGGCAGAGAGAUCACACCCAGCCUGUUUGAUUGGCUGCUUGAAUUGGGUUAAUGAACUACACUGGUUCAGCUUUACUGUUUUAUUCCAGUUUAAAUAAGCAGUGGUUUGUGUAAGCUCUGAUUUCUGAACAUCAGUGAACAAAAUGUACAAAGAUGUACAAACUCUACAAGAACAGCACAAGUCUGUGCCACAACUGACCCAGGAGCAAAGUGAACCUGUGUUUAUUGUGUCUUUCUGUAUCAUGAGGGACUCUUGACAUGUUGUGCUAUAGGAUGCACUGUACUAUGAGGGGAUGGAUUUUUAGCCUUCUAAAUUAAUGAACUACACAGUAAAGGCUUAAUUAUCUAAUAUAUUCCAUUUUCAUCAAUUUGAUUAAGUCAGGUAAAAUGGGAUAGUACCCUAACAUUCAGUUUUAAAACAACACUGAUAUUUGUACAGUUUAACUGUUAGAAGCAGAGUGUGUUUCAGAAUGCCUGGAGACACCCUUGUCCCUAGAUAAGUAAUAUUUAUGUGUUUUUGAAAUCUCCCUAAUCUGCUAAGGGGUAAAAGCUUUUGAACACUUAACACCUUGGCAGUUAAGACAACACAACAAAAAGCUGCUGAAAACACAUUUUAGUUUCUUCCCAUGUGUUUCUUUCUCUUCCAUAGCUGUUCCUGAUUACUGCAACCUUCCCAAAGGAAUAAAAUCCAGUCUCAGUUACUGUCCUUAAAAAACUGAUUCCUUUUCCCUAGGAAGCAGUGCAGUUCAGUAUAGCCACACCUGGUAGAUUCCUGCACACAGGAGGAAGCCAAGGCAGCAGUUCUCAAGCCCUGUCCUGCCCCAGCCCUGCAACCUUGGGCAAGUCAUUUUCACCUCUGUGCCUCAGUGUCCCUGCCUGGCAAAGGGAAUCAUGACAGUACAAUUGUUACCUAAAGUGAUUCUGUUGAAAGCACUAUGUAACAAUCUAUAUAUCAGUUAAAAGCAGUGAAAAAAGUACUAUUUUAAUUUUAGUGUAAUCAAAUAAAUUGUUAAUGAGGUGAAGAAAUACAUAUCUGAAAAGAGCACCAUCUUGUCCUAAAAAUCUCAAUGUUAAUUUUUGUAACUUGCAAAAAAGCAAAAUGUUUGUUAAAAUUUCAGCAGACAUACGUGUUCAUUUUGAAGAUAACUGUUUGGACUAUAUGUGAGAGUUCACAUUCCUAUAACAUUUCUUUAACUGUUUGAUAAGAUAUACUCUGCUAUCGUCCUGUUGAGAUGAUCUGUUGGUAUUGUGCACUUAGUAAUACAUUCUCUCAACUCUGCCAAAGAGACUGGGUGUGAAUUUAAAGGUAAAAACAACUUAUGACAUCACAGCUCUUCUGCAAUUUGUUUUUUUGAAAAUACUUACUUUUCAUCUCUCUACCCAAAUAGAGGAAUAGAAUACCUGCCUGCUUUUCCCAAAAAAAAAAUAUUUAAGAGAAGUUUUAUUUUCCAUAUAACAGUAUAUGCUUCUGUAAUAUUUCUUGAAAAAAAAACUAUCCUUUUGCACUAAAUAUUUUUGAAAAUUUUGAAGUAGUUUUAAAUAAUUUAUGAAAAAGAGCCAUAUUCUCAGUUUUAUCUUUAAAACCAUUACAAAACUUGCAUGAUUGCAUCACUCAUUUGUUACAAAAUACAAAUUGUUAGUGAAUCAAAAUCUAAUGUGGAUCAUUAAAUAAUGUGAGUAAUUCUCAAUCUACUCUGCAGUAUAAACAGAAGAGGAGAGGCUGCUUUACAGUCAAAAUAAAGGUCAAUUUAUUGCAAGCACUGAACAUAGCUGGGGUCACUGGGCCAGCCCCUGAGAACUGCAGAGUAUCUCUAACUCCCACUGAGUGGCAACUCUGAAUGCUCAGCAUUUCUGAGGCUGAGAGCUAGUGAAAAGCACCGAGAAUUAUAGACUUAAAGUGCUUUGUUUGAGUGAAUAAAUGGGAAGGUGUAUUUAUUUUUAAACCAAAUACAGUUACUUGUCAGUAUACAAUUUUUUGUUGUGAUGGAAUAAAUGUUUACAAAGCACAAAUAUCAUGACAGAGUUGUAACAGUGUGAUGCAGUUUCUCUGUACAGUAGUUCUUAAUGUUGCAAUUUAUUCAGAAAUAAAUUUACGUUACAAUGUG
Molecule: messenger RNA, 7656 nt
Organism: Parus major (Great Tit)
Lineage: Eukaryota; Metazoa; Chordata; Aves; Passeriformes; Paridae
Gene: SPHKAP
Product: SPHK1 interactor, AKAP domain containing
Exons: 13
Coding region: 576-5603 (1675 amino acids)
Cellular component (GO): cytoplasm
Molecular function (GO): protein kinase A binding
Source: RefSeq, a predicted model, not a curated record